Messenger RNA from Syzygium oleosum, 1041 nucleotides. RefSeq names its product MDIS1-interacting receptor like kinase 2-like. Lineage: Eukaryota; Viridiplantae; Streptophyta; Magnoliopsida; Myrtales; Myrtaceae. Gene Ontology annotation, molecular function: protein binding. Gene Ontology annotation, cellular component: plasma membrane. Gene Ontology annotation, biological process: hormone-mediated signaling pathway. The coding region runs from base 1 to 1041 and encodes 346 amino acids. The record is from RefSeq and is a predicted model, not a curated record. The transcript has a single exon.
AUGAGCUUAAGAAUAUCAAACAACGACCUCUCUGGUGAGAUACCCUCAAUAUUUGUAAGAAUGGCUCAAUUACAUAUACUAGACCUUUCUUCAAAUAAUUUAAGCGGAGAGAUACCGAGGGAAAUGGGAAGCCUGUCGAUGUUGUUAGAACUCGACUUAAGCAGCAACGCGAUCAUGGGAGAUGUCCCGCCUGAGAUUGGACUUUUAUCCCAUCUGGCACAUCUAAACCUAGCAUCAAACAAUUUGAGUGGAUUGAUACCAGUGCAGCUAGGCUCAUGCAAAAGCUUGUUGAGCUUGAACUUGAGUAGAAACAAAUUUCGGAGAAGCAUUCCUCUUGAGAUAGGCAACAUACAAUUCCUCGAGGUUCUUGAUUUGAGUUAUAAUAUUUUGUCUAAAAAUAUACCGGGAGAGCUUGCAAUUCCGAGAAACUUGCAAGUUCUAAAUAUCUCUCAUAAUAGCCUGUCUGGUUUCAUCCCACGUACUUUUGGUGAUAUGUUGGCCUUGACUUCUAUUGAUGUAUCCUACAAUGCCCUGGAAGGUCCUCUCCCUAAUGUCAAGGCCUUCAAUGAGGCUCCAUUUGAGGCGAUUCAGCAUAACAAAGGGCUUUGUGGAAAUGUCAUUGGUUUAUCGAAAUGCAAUUCUACUAGGAACAAGAAACGUAAAUGGCACGUUAGAGAUAGAAUCACAGUUAUCCACGUUCUCUUGUUCUUAGGGUUUCUCCUUCUCUCUUGCACCUUGAUUGUUCUAGUAAUCGUCAAUCAUCGUCAAAGAAGGAUUAUGAAGAGAGAGAACAAUGAGCGGGCAAAUGAUUUGGAUUUCAUAAAUAUUUUGAGUUAUGAUGGCAAAGUUUUCUAUGAUCGAAUCAUUAAGGCCACGGAAGGAUUCGACUCUAAGUACUAUGUGUGUGAAGGAGCAUAUGGAAUUGUUUAUAAAGCCGAGAUAUCAAAAGUUCAAACAUUUGCUAUCAAGCAAACCUCGUCAUCACAAGAAGAUAGUGAGAUCGUUGAUUUGAUACCAUUCGAAAGGGAAAUUCAAGCCUAA